Lolium rigidum is the source of this 1809-nucleotide messenger RNA. RefSeq names its product protein SHORT-ROOT 1-like. The transcript has a single exon. Gene Ontology annotation, biological process: regulation of DNA-templated transcription; asymmetric cell division; negative regulation of mitotic cell cycle. The record is from RefSeq and is a predicted model, not a curated record. The coding region runs from base 1 to 1809 and encodes 602 amino acids. Gene Ontology annotation, cellular component: nucleus. Lineage: Eukaryota; Viridiplantae; Streptophyta; Magnoliopsida; Poales; Poaceae. Gene Ontology annotation, molecular function: DNA-binding transcription factor activity; sequence-specific DNA binding.
AUGGAUACGCUGUUUAGGUUGGUUAGCCUCCAAGCCUCCGAGCAGCAGCAGCCGCAGCAGUCGGCGUCGUACAACUCCAGGAGCACCACCUCCAGCGGCGGCUCCAGGUCGUCGUCGCACCAGACCAACGCCUCCUACAACUACCACCACCACCACCACCACAGCAACAGCAGCAGCGGCGGCGGCGGCGGCGGUGGGCAGUACUACUAUAGCCAGCAGCAGCAGCCGCAGCAGUCGUACUACCUGGAGCCGUACCAAGAAGAAUGCGGCGGCAACGCCGAGCACCACCACCACCACCUUUACAUGGAUGAGGACUUCUCGUCGUCGUCUUCGUCCCGGCACUUCCACUCGCACGGUGGGGCGGUGCAGCCGCCGACCUCGUCCGCCACACCGACGGCGCCCACGCCCCCGCUGUCUACCUCGUCCACGGCGGCCGGAGCGGGGCACGCGCUGUUCGAGGCGGCCGACCUGUCUUUCCCGCCGGACCUCAACCUCGACUUCUCGUCCCCGGCGUCCUCGCCCGGCGGCGGGGGCACAGCGUCGUCCGCGGCGGUGGGUGGAGGAGGCGGCGGGAGGUGGGCCAGCCAGCUGCUCCUGGAGUGCGCGCGCGCGGUGGCGACGCGCGAGAGCCAGCGCGUGCAGCAGCUGAUGUGGAUGCUCAACGAGCUGGCCUCGCCGUACGGGGACGUGGAGCAGAAGCUGGCGUCCUACUUCCUGCAGGGCCUCUUCGCGCGCCUCACGGCGUCCGGUCCCCGGACGCUGCGCACGCUCGCGGCGGCCACCGACCGGAACACCUCCUUCGAUUCCACCCGCCGCACGGCCCUGCGGUUCCAGGAGCUCAGCCCGUGGUCGUCGUUCGGGCACGUGGCCGCCAACGGAGCCAUACUGGAGUCCUUCCUGGAGGCCGCGGCGGCGUCGUCGGAGCCGCAGAGGUUUCACAUCCUCGACCUCAGUAACACCUUCUGCACGCAGUGGCCGACGCUGCUCGAGGCGCUCGCCACGCGCUCCCCCGAUGACACGCCGCACCUGUCGAUCACCACCGUCGUGUCGGCCGCUCCGUCCGCGCCGACGUCCGCCGUCCAGCGCGUCAUGCGGGAGAUCGGGCAGCGCAUGGAGAAGUUCGCGCGGCUGAUGGGUGUCCCCUUCCGUUUCCGCGCCGUGCACCACUCUGGCGACCUCGCGGAGCUCGACCUCGACGCGCUCGACCUGACCGAGGGUGGCGCCACCACCGGGAUCGCCGUCAACUGCAUGAACUCGCUGCGCGGCGUGGUGCCGGGUGGCGCCCGCAGGCGCGGCGCGUUCGCCGCGUCCCUCCGCCGCCUCGGACCACGGAUCGUCACCGUCGUCGAGGAGGAGGCAGACCUGGUUGCAGCCGACCCCGAGGCAUCGUCCGACGAAGGCGGCCGCAACACGGAGGAAGCGUUCUUGAAGGUGUUCGGCGAGGGCCUACGGUUCUUCUCGGCUUACAUGGAUUCGCUAGAGGAGAGCUUCCCCAAGACAAGUAACGAGAGGCUGGCAUUGGAGAGGGCAGCAGGGCGUGCCAUUGUCGACCUGGUUUCGUGCCCAGCGUCGGAGUCCAUGGAGCGGCGGGAGACAGCGGUGGCAUGGGCGCGGCGCCUUCGGUCGGCCGGGUUCUCACCGGUGCCAUUCAGCGAUGACGUAGCCGACGACGUGCGGUCACUUCUUCGCCGGUACCGGGAGGGCUGGUCGAUGCGCGAGGCCGGCACGGAUGACUCGCCGGCCGGAGCUGGCGUGUUCCUUGCGUGGAAGGAGCAGCCCCUCGUGUGGGCAAGCGCGUGGAGGCCAUGA